Molecule: messenger RNA, 879 nt
Organism: Schistocerca piceifrons (Central American locust)
Lineage: Eukaryota; Metazoa; Arthropoda; Insecta; Orthoptera; Acrididae
Product: putative gustatory receptor 28a
Exons: 1
Coding region: 1-879 (292 amino acids)
Biological process (GO): sensory perception of taste
Cellular component (GO): dendrite; neuronal cell body; membrane
Source: RefSeq, a predicted model, not a curated record
AUGCCAUCGAUCGGUAUAGACACUAUCAGAAGUUGUAAUAUUCUACAGUUUUUCACCCUCAACCAGUUAUUACGAGAGAGGUUUAAGAAACUUAAUGAGAAGUUGUUACAAGUAUUCCGGAUAUUGAGAGAAGAAGAAUUAGAUUUAAAAGUGGCUACAUCCCUUAGUAAUUUCUGCGAUUCACACACUACGUUGAGAGUCCGAAAGCCCAACGCAAGAGAACGAUUCCUCUUUGGCAAUGCAGAGUCUACUGUCACAUCGAGCAGAAGAACUAGUAGCAGCAAAUUAUCAUCUCAUACACCAGUGACAACAGCGAACAGUCAUACACGUUUAAUACAAUUACGGCGGGUCCACUUCCUUCUCUGUGAACUUAGCCAAAAUGUGAACAACCUCUUCAGCAUACGAAAUCUCCUACAGCUAAUUAGCUGCUUUGUGUGUGGCUUGUCAUACACAUACACACUUGUGGUGACCGUUAUGAAAUUAAAGAUAUCAACGUCGGCAUACGGAGAAUCUCACCUUAUACUGUUGUGCUUUUUAGUGGUUACAGUCAAUGUCUGGUGGCUUGGCAGCAUUGCCUACAGCAGUGAGGCGGUAAAACGAGAAUCUGGCCGCACGGGCCGUCUGGUGAAGAAGCUGCUGCUGUUGCCAGUACAAGGCGACUGCAGCUGUCCUGCAGAACUUCAGCUGUUUGCCCAGCAGCUGGCUGGGAGUCUGGUCAGCUACACUGCAGCAGGGCUCUUCUCUCUGGACCUGUCCAUGGUGAAGCCAGCCGUGGCCACCGCCGCCACUUAUCUGGUCGUUAUGGUCCAGUUUGGAUUGUCUGAUAUCUGCACGCAGUCAAACAACACCAGUAACUAUCUUGAUGAAGCUACUAAUUAA